Notodromas monacha is the source of this 281-nucleotide messenger RNA. The record is from the annotation of a GenBank genome assembly. Lineage: Eukaryota; Metazoa; Arthropoda; Ostracoda; Podocopida; Cyprididae.
AAUAAAUUGCAUACAUGCGGGGUUCCGGACCGGAUGCCAUGUCGUCGACUGACGAGUGGGACGACGACCACUUCCGGGUCACGGCGGAGAAGAUGAGCGAACCCUCUGUUGAGGGUUGCUACGACUCAACCUUUCCGUACGAAAGUUGCCGCAAAAUGAGGUCUGAUCGUUCCGUGGGUGACACGUAUUCCAUCAUCACGGAGGAUCCUUUCAUGAAAGGCGAUUGCGCGGAAAUCAGCAGCCGCAUGAACCGGAAGGAUCCUCUCGCGAAAGUGCUUCCG